Messenger RNA from Cadophora gregata, 762 nucleotides. RefSeq lists its product as uncharacterized. NCBI's taxonomy places the organism in Eukaryota, Fungi, Ascomycota, Leotiomycetes, Helotiales, Ploettnerulaceae. The transcript has a single exon. The record is from RefSeq and is a predicted model, not a curated record. Bases 1 to 762 code for a protein of 253 amino acids.
AUGUCUACACCUGCUCUCAUCGGAGAUCUAAUUGAUCCAUCUGCCUGGUCAGAAAGCGAAAAGCUGACCAUGGACAACUACCAUAUCUGGUCUCACAAGGUCGGUCUCAUGCUGCGUCACCACCAACUCAACAAAUACAUUCGAAUCAAAGGUGCUGCAGUGGAAUGUUUGGAGCCUCUGACAACCGAAGACCUUGAGAACCUCAGCCUAGCAUCCAGUUACAUACAGCAGACGAUGACACAACCCCUCCUCGUCAAAUUCGUGAACGGCGAUGCUGAAGUAAUUCACAACUCGCGGAAACUCUGGAAGAAGCUCGCCGAUUCGCAAGAGCUGAUUCCGAAAGGCAAGGCGGCUUUCGUUCGCUUCCACCUCCAAUUAGGGAAUCUCCGACUGAGAGACUUUAAGGACCCUGCAGAGUUUGUGGAGAAGCUUGCUGAGGUUCAGAGCAUGAGAAAGGCAACCGGGGUGAAACUGACCGAUGAUCUGGAGAACAUCGUAGCGUUAGUGAGACACUUGCCCAGAGAGUUGGAGGAGGUAGGACUGAAGUGGAGAUUAAGUGACUAUGAGGGUUUGACUGCGGCUGAGGCCCUGAUGCAAAUCAAGGCUGCGCAAGAGGCGUAUGAUAAAUUGCCUAAGGUCGAGCAGCCUAGAGAGCCUAGACGUCCUGAGAUACGUCGUGGUUAUGGGCGGACUCGCGGCGGGGAGAGGCGAGGGUUCGAUCGAAAACUCGAUGGGCGACGAGGCGGAAGGGACAGACGAUAA